Molecule: messenger RNA, 1692 nt
Organism: Prosopis cineraria
Lineage: Eukaryota; Viridiplantae; Streptophyta; Magnoliopsida; Fabales; Fabaceae
Product: NADH-ubiquinone oxidoreductase chain 1
Exons: 1
Coding region: 796-1095 (99 amino acids)
Biological process (GO): aerobic respiration
Cellular component (GO): membrane
Molecular function (GO): NADH dehydrogenase activity
Source: RefSeq, a predicted model, not a curated record
AAUAAGCUGGAGAGGGCUUAACGCUCCUCUCUGGCCGGUGCUUCUUUCUGCCUUACCCUUCUUUUUCUUUCUUCCUCUUCCUGCUGAGCCUAUGAGCUAAGCUCCAUCCAAUCAGGCAUGAAAGAAAGCGCGAAUUCAAGAAUUCAACCUCUCAAAGCUUUUACCCUUUCUUGAUCUUAGAUUAAUAACCCGUUGAAGCACAGGAGCUCAAUUAAUUGGUGCAGGUGCUUGGCUAUCGAAUCAGCAGCUAAGGUAGCAGACUGAUUUGACUUGAUGACCUGGUAUGAUCAUGAACUAGAAUGUUCUAUUGAAUGAGAUAUAGCCGUAGAUCUCCCAGUGCCCACUCUUCGAUCUCCCAUCGCAUCGGUUCCUGAAUAUCGACUCACUCUUGCCCGCCCUUGAUAGACUAAAGGCUGAAGACCGGGCUGGCUGGCAAGGCAAAAUUGCAUAAGAAAAGAAAGAGUUUAGCGUAAGAGAAGAAAGCUGCUGUUAGCAGAGAGAGGGUGGAUAAGUUUCUAGUUCAUGGAUUGAUCGAGUUUCGUUCGACUUUCGACUUCUCGAGAUUGGGUUGGUGUUCAGUGUACCCGGUACAAGAUCGAAAAGAAUGCCGAUUAUUGAUACAGAAUUUUUGCGAGAAAAGGUCCAAUCCUUCAAUAUCAUGAUUGGGUCGACCAGGCCAGAUCAUGAGUGAAUAGAAAAUCGAAAACGUACAUAGCUGUUCCAGCUGAAAUACUUGGAAUAAUUCUACCACUUCUACUAGGAGUAGCCUUUUUAGUGCUAGCUGAACGUAAAGUAAUGGCUUUUGUGCAACGUCGAAAGGGUCCUGAUGUAGUGGGAUCGUUCGGAUUGUUACAACCUCUAGCAGAUGGUUUGAAAUUGAUUCUAAAAGAACCUAUUUCACCAAGUAGUGCUAAUUUCUCCCUUUUUAGAAUGGCUCCAGUGGCUACAUUUAUGUUAAGUCUGGUCGCUCGGGCCGUUGUACCUUUUGAUUAUGGUAUGGUAUUGUCAGAUUCGAACAUAGGGCUACUUUAUUUGUUUGCCAUAUCUUCGUUAGGUGUUUAUGGAAUUAUUACAGCAGGUUGGUCUAGUAAUUAGGGGGCGGCCGUUCGGUCGCCUAUGAUACUAGGACCAAUAGGUCAAAACUUUGUUUGUGCCGCAGGUGUUGAACGAUCUACUCUACACAGGUGUGGGCUUACAGGGCUAGGGCUCAUAAACCCUUUCUUUCAUUCAAAAAUAGGGCCCUGGUCGGUCACUUUUCCGGGCCGGGAUCGAUAAGUGGAAGUCAUAAAAAAUAGAUCUUUCUCUUCGCACCUCAGAUCAAGAGGAAGGGUAGCUUGUCAAGCUGGCCUAUAGAAAAUUCUAUAUAUAUAUAUAUAAUAAGAUUCGCUGUCUUUUAACCGGCUGUUCUUCUUUGUCAACGCUACUAAGGCGACCGGUUAGGGAGCGCCUACUUGACUUAUGUAUGAAAGAUAAUGAGAAUGGGUUCUUCAAAAAGGAAAAGGCCCUACUUAGUUUCGCAAGCCUUUGUCAUUGUCAGUCAACUAAGUAGGGCCUGAGGCCCCCUGCGAAUCCAUAAAUCUGAGGAGCAUGCCGCAACAAAAGGAUGGUCCCCUAUGCAUUUCAUUCUUUCCGGAAGGGAAAAAUCAAGUACCCCCAUCAUGGUGAACCUCUCCUUGUGAUCGGGAUGAGGUA